Durusdinium trenchii is the source of this 705-nucleotide messenger RNA. The record is from the annotation of a GenBank genome assembly. NCBI's taxonomy places the organism in Eukaryota, Dinophyceae, Suessiales, Symbiodiniaceae.
ACGGGCUCCAGCCGCGCCCAGGGGGUCGUGGUCGGUGGGAGCCUUCGACAGCCGCCAUGCCGAUUGGAGCCUUUGAGAUCCCAUGUCCACGAAAGCCAGAGGCUUUGAACUGUGGUGCCUCGGCCUUGCUACCGGAUGACUCUGAGGAUGAUUAUCAUGCCGAGUCAUGCUCACCAGUUGGAUCUGCAGUCCCUCAAAGUCCCUUCAUCACAAUGGGCCGAACAAGGCAUUUGAGGCGGACCUGCAACGUGGUGUUUGAGGAGAUGCGGAUUUGCGGGGCCUUACAGCAGCACCUGGAGGAUCUCAACUCCAACGUUCCCUUCGAGGAGCUUUGGCAACCCAUCCAUGUGGCGGCGCACUUGGGAGAUGAUCGAGCCGCGUGCUUCUUCUUGCUCAACGGGGUGGACCCGGAACAGAAGACCUCGACGGGGAAGUCUGCCUUGGACCUGGCCGUGUCCGUGAAUCGCAGGGGAUCUCAUGAGAAAGUCAUUGCUCUGCUCUCUGCAUCACACUCAGAGGAUCAACUCUUGCAGUUAUGGGCAGAAGAAGAUUGAUGCAGGUCUUUCGGUGCGCCGGGCCUUUUCUUCCGCGGCAAGCUGCUCGGUCUUUUUCCACUGGCAAAGCCGGUGCUAUUUUUGAGUUAAACUGUACAUCUUCAAAUCGCAAAUGUGUUGCACAUGCUGCACAGCUGCUGUGACUGGUCAG